This is a messenger RNA of Durusdinium trenchii, 825 nucleotides long. NCBI's taxonomy places the organism in Eukaryota, Dinophyceae, Suessiales, Symbiodiniaceae. The record is from the annotation of a GenBank genome assembly.
CUGUGUCACUGGACCAUCUUGUGUUGCGCGUUGUGUGGGUGGAGACGCCAUGGCCGCCGUGGAGAACGUUGAGGAAGAGGAGGUGAAUGAGGUUGAGCAGGCGCACAUCAAGGCUGACAGCAACCUGCCGACCUGCUACUUCCUGGCCACUAGCGCGAAGUGCACCAAGGGCUAUGAAGGCGACUCUCAGUGGGUCAUCGAGCUGGAGAAGGGCUGGAGCCCAUGGAUGCCAGGCAAUGAGCCCUACUACGGCGCCACGGACGCACCGUUGCGCUACACCUUGGGGCGCUAUGACUUCGAGGUUCACUUUGAAAGCGAGACCGUGGGCUCCCAGACCAACCUCACUACCGGCAAGGUCCGCCGCCUCCAAAAGCUUCAGAAGGGCGAGCCCAUGCCCGCCUGGGAGGGCACGGGCAUCCGCCGCCGCCCCGCCGCGGCGGCCGCUGGUGCGCCUGCUGGGGGCCUAGGCGCAGCGCCGGCCACGUCGGCGGCCAAGCAGGCGCAACAGAACCGGGAGCAACGGCGGAGCGGGUAUGAUGCCAACAAGGCGAUGCAGCCCCACUCUUUGCGGCCGCAGGUGUCCCAAUCCGCCUACAAGGCUUCUCCCGCACCAUCGGCGCCCAAGCCGAAACCAGCAGCUGCCGGAGGAGCUCAAGGCAUUCCUUCUGGACAAGCCCCUGGGCAUGUUCCACGCUACAUGCGACCGCUGAAGUCCAAGGCAUGAGCUUUUUGGUCCGUACCGAAAUCGGUACCGAACUCGGUGCAGAAGGCCCUGUGAGCCGGGCCGGCGGUGGUGGCACUUUGCAGGAUAUCGUCGACCGCCUA